This is a messenger RNA of Penicillium pulvis, 1473 nucleotides long. RefSeq names its product NAD(P)/FAD-dependent oxidoreductase. NCBI's taxonomy places the organism in Eukaryota, Fungi, Ascomycota, Eurotiomycetes, Eurotiales, Aspergillaceae. Gene Ontology annotation, molecular function: oxidoreductase activity. The record is from RefSeq and is a predicted model, not a curated record. The transcript has 3 exons. The coding region runs from base 1 to 1473 and encodes 490 amino acids. Gene Ontology annotation, cellular component: cytoplasm.
AUGUUGUCAAAAGACGCGCUCGUGGCCCGUAUCAAGGCCGACCCGCUGCUCCCAAGACCCAACCCCACCGCUACAUUCUGGCAAGAGCCGCCACAUCCCACGGUUGCCUCGAUACAAUCUCAGGAGCUUCCAUCAAAGACGGACAUUGCUAUCAUUGGCUCUGGAAUAACCGGUUGUAGUGUCGCCAAGGCGUUAUUGGAAGAUCCGUCGCUAGCUGGCAAGACUGUGACCAUUUUGGAGGCUCGUGAAGUGACUAGCAGUGCAACUGGCCGUAAUGGUGGCCACCUGGUGUCUGACUGCCUGGAAAGCUUUGCCCUGGUGUCGGCGACUUUAGGCACCGAUCAUGCUGUGGAAGUUGCCAGAUUCAGUUUAGCCAGCAUGCAGCGGCUGAGGGAUGUUGUCGCUGCAUUUGGAGGCGAUCUGGCUGAGAAAUCUAAGGUCAGGGAAGUGAUCAGCACAUCAGUUCUUGGAGAUGAAGAAUCUCUGGAGGAAGCGCGAGUCAGCUUGGCGGCAUUCGAAGAAGCGUUACCAGAUCUUAAAGGAAUGUUCGUCCUACUGGGGAAGGAGGAAGCGAUGGAGAAAUAUAAAUACCGCGAUUUAUUCGGCGUUAUGGAACAAUAUGGUGCUGGUGCAUUAUGGCCAUAUAGAUUGAUCACUGGCAUCUUCGAGAUACUGCUGCAAAGGUACCCCGAUCGAUUUUCAAUCGAAUCAUCUACACCGGUCACUGCUAUCGCCUUUUCGGCUGAAUCUCCUGAGGAUCCAUACCCAUACAGACUUAGCACACCACGUGGCACCAUAUCUGCAACCAAGGUGAUCCACUGCACCAACGGUCAUGCAGCCCACCUGCUCCCCGGGCUGAGUGGAAAGCUGUUCCCUUUUAGGGGAACCAUGUCAACCCAGGCUGCCGGUAAAGAAUUCCCAAACAAUGGGUCAAGCCUUUCCUGGAACUAUGUUGGCAAGAGCAUCAUAGAUCCAGAAACAGGUAUAUGGUCUUACACAUUAUACUACAUCACCCAAGACCCGGAAUCAGGCGACAUCUUCAUUGGCGGUGAGAAGCAGAAAGCCGACGAAGUGUUUGUGAGUGACGAUACGGUCCUUCCGCCUAUUCCUGCUGAAAACCUCACAACAAUUCUACCAACCAUAUUCCGUGAGGGCUGGAACGAAACAGCACCCGAAGUGAAGAAGAUGUGGUCUGGCAUCAUGGGCUUUACCGCGGAUGGUCUACCACUGGUGGGAAACCUUCCUGAAAAUGCAACUGGGAGAGCAGGAGAGGGUGAAUGGAUUGCUGCCGGGUAUAGUGGUCACGGAAUGGAUAAAUCAUGGCUCACUGGAGAGUCAUUGGCUGGAAUGGUUUCUGGAAAGGGUAUUCCAGCAGGUUUCCCUCGGGCCUAUCUCCUUACAGAUGAGAGACUGACACGGUUGAGUGCGGACGUGUUUGUCGAGAAUGUCUUUGGACAUGUGAGCACUGACUGA